CUUCUGUGAUAAUACUUUGAUUUUGGCAAAACUGCCUGUGCUGCUGGAAAGAUUGCACCAUCUAAGGACUUUUGGACCAGGUCUAAUUAGCAGUGUAGGUAGUGGGGCUACAAAGCACUUUGGCAGAAUCGCAGCAGUGCUGAUUUGACAAGUUUAAUUUUUCCUCUGGGAGACCCUUUGGGGAAUAAAUCUUCUCUUCAGUGACUAAUUACCUGUUUGAAGAAGGAGAGCCCCAAGGGUGAGGAGCUGGAGGUGCAUUAAACUGCCUUCCUUAGGCCAUUGACAACCUGCAAAGGGAGAAACUUUAGGAGGUAAAAAAACAAGGGAAAGUUUCACAUGGAAAAAUCAUUGGCUUUUCUUUUUUUAGCUUCCAUACUGCAGGAGAACAACGGUCUAAAGCUGUUUCUCUCCCCUUCUCUCUCCUUGGCCCCCACUUCUCAAAAUGCAAACAUCCCUCCUCACUCCCCAGGGUGCUUCUGGCCGCCCCCACCCAGGAGCACCCAGAUCUGGGGGAGCCCUGCGUCCCUCCAGCCCCGCUGUCUCAUCCACAGGUGGAGCCCGCUCCCGCUCUGCUGAUCAUGGUCAACAAGACCUUAAAUUACUGGGGUCCCGCUUUUGAGGAGGACGUUAUCAACAUCAACGUGGGCGGUCUGAGGCGGCGGCUCAGCUCCAGCGCCCUCUCCAAGUUCCCCGACACGCGCCUGGGCCGGCUGCUGUCCUGCGACUCGGAGGAGUCCAUCCUGCAGCUCUGUGAUGACUACGACGUGAGCGCCAGGGAGUUCUACUUCGACCGCAACCCCGGCUUCUUCCUCUACGUCCUCCACUUCUACCAGACGGGGAAGCUGCACGUCAUGGAGGAGCUGUGCGUCUUCUCCUUCUGCCAGGAGAUCGAGUACUGGGGCAUCAACGAGUUCUUCCUGGACUCCUGCUGCAGUUACCGCUACCACGAGCGCAAGCUGGAGAGCCGGCACCACAACUGGGAUGAGGAGAGCGAGGUGAGCAGCGUGGACACGUCCCCUGAUGAGAUCUCUGACAUCAACCACGACCUGCUGCGCUACAGCACCCUGCGCUGCGGCAACCUGCGCAAGCGCCUCUGGCUCACCAUGGAGAACCCCGGCUACUCCAUCCCCAGCAAACUCUUCAGCUUCGUGUCCAUCAGCGUGGUGCUGGUGUCCAUAGCUACCAUGUGCAUCCACAGCAUGCCCGAGUACCAGGAGGUGGAUGAGAAUGGCAACGUGCUCGAUGAACCCAUCCUGCACAAGCUGGAGUACUUCUGCAUCUCCUGGUUCACCUUCGAAGUUUCCUCCCGCCUCCUGCUCUCACCCAACCCCAGGAAGUUCUUCAAGCACCCGCUGAACCUGAUUGACAUUGUCUCAGUGUUGCCCUUCUACUUCACCCUCCUGGUGGACGUGACCAUGGGCAGUGACUCGGAGCUGGGCAACCUGGGCAAGGUGGUGCAGGUGUUCCGGCUCAUGAGGAUAUUCCGGGUGCUGAAGCUGGCUCGGCACUCCACUGGACUGAGGUCACUGGGGGCCACCUUGAAGCACAGCUACCGGGAGGUGGGCAUCCUGCUGCUCUACCUGGCCGUGGGGGUCUCUGUCUUCUCGGGAGUGGCCUACACUGCUGAGAAGGAGGAAGACGUCGGCUUCGACACCAUCCCGGCCUGCUGGUGGUGGGGCACAGUCAGCAUGACCACCGUGGGCUACGGCGACGUGGUGCCCGUCACCGUGGCAGGGAAGCUGGCGGCCUCGGGCUGCAUCCUGGGGGGCAUCCUGGUGGUGGCACUGCCCAUCACCAUCAUCUUCAACAAGUUCUCCCACUUCUACCGCAAGCAGAAGGCGCUGGAGGCGGCGGUGAGGAACAGCGGCAAGAAGGACCCCGAGGAGGGCGGGAGCAUCUCCAGCCGUGGCCGGGACUCAGAGGCUCUGAGCGAGACCUCCCUGGGCAGGGGCAGCCCCGACCGCCGUGGUCUGACCCCCGGCGCCCACCCCAGCCCCUGAGCCUGGCACUGCGGCCCUGGGGCACGAGGGACCUGCCUGCUCACGGUGAGUGUGGCACCGCCCCUGCCCUGCCGAGGACAGCAGGGGUUGGAGGGGAUGCCCGGUGGGUGCUGGCUGCUUCCAGACCCUGUGCUUGCCUGGACGUGUCUCAGCCUUCACCUUGUUCACCCGUGGCUGCAAAGGGAGGUUGUGGUGCUGGAUAUAGCCCUGCCAGACAGGGAGGCAGAAAAUCAGAAAUACAAGUGACCCCCCGAUCAGGCACUGCCCCAGAUGUAUGGAAAGGGAUUCUCCUCCAUCCUGAGGUUUUGUGUUGUCCAGGGUGAGGUUAAAUAGCUCAAGGAUGAGGCAGCUCUCAACCAGGCUGGCAGCCCUUACAGAUCCUGUGCCAUGUCGACAAGUCCAGCCCCAGCCAUGUCCUACCCCCAGCUGGAAACAGUCUCAAAAGGCUGAACUGCCCCCUAGCUAUAAAGGAAAGGGGUCUGGGAAUGAGUCUGUAUGGGAGGAGAGGUAGUGUCCAGUUCAGGGUGAGCCCCAUGGUCCCCAGCCCCUGCAGUGGGAUCGACUGAACCUGCCCUUCUUUCCAUUGGAGCUAGGAUUUAUCUGCUCUCCUGGGAUCUGGGGCUGUGCUGGGAGUGUGGCACAGCUGGGAGCACUGCCCACACCUGGGGAGGGACACCAGCUGGGGAUGACCAGGCAGAAGGGACACUGAACUCUGAGGCAGCAGCAGUCAAAGGGGUCAAGCUGGGGGAAUUGAGGAGCCAAUCCCAGUAGGGCUGUCCCCCAAGCCCUGGUCUCCAUCACCACAGUCCCUAGCCUGGCUUAAUCCUGCCUCUUCCCUCUCUGUCUCAGGGCCAGGCAGGGGCAGGAGGGCUGUGAGGAGGGGGUCACACUGCCCCGGGUGUCCCCACAGGGAGCUGAGCUCCCCGGGUGCCGCUGCACUCACCCUCCUCUGCAGGGAGAGCUGGCACAGAGGGGACCUGGCACCGCUUUUGUCACCGCAGCCUCAGCACCUCACAGCCAGGCAGGGUCAGCACCUCACAGCCUGGAACACCAAACCCCCUCCCUGCCUGGACCCCAGUCCACCUGAGCACCUUUGGGGCUGCUCCCAGCACAGCAUUAAUUCCCUACAGAGCUUUUCCUUGCCCUCCCACCCCCCAUUCUCUGGAAAUUGUGCAGCUCCAUUGCACGCAGAGGAGUGCACCCAGCAAUGCCUGUUCUGAGCAGGAGAAAUGUGCAUGCCACAAUCCCACCUCAAACACGUGUUGGAGGCUGCAGAAUGACCCAGGUACCUGCAUCACUGUUUGCUGCUGGUUGUCCUGGCUGGGCUGCAGUGCUGGCUCUGCCUGCAGUGAUCUGC
Messenger RNA from Prinia subflava (tawny-flanked prinia), 3357 nucleotides. RefSeq names its product potassium voltage-gated channel modifier subfamily S member 1 (gene KCNS1). Gene Ontology annotation, biological process: potassium ion transmembrane transport; regulation of delayed rectifier potassium channel activity; protein homooligomerization. The record is from RefSeq and is a predicted model, not a curated record. The transcript is spliced from 2 exons. NCBI's taxonomy places the organism in Eukaryota, Metazoa, Chordata, Aves, Passeriformes, Cisticolidae. Gene Ontology annotation, molecular function: protein binding; delayed rectifier potassium channel activity. Gene Ontology annotation, cellular component: voltage-gated potassium channel complex; membrane. The coding region runs from base 579 to 2000 and encodes 473 amino acids.